UUUAAAGUGAAUUAAAGAAAUACUCCAAAAGACACAGAUUUUGAAGUAAAAUCAUGAAAAUUGUACACAGAGACCUAGUUCCCAACAGCCCUGGCAUCGUAAAGAUGAUACCGGUAGAUUCAGAUGAUCUCUGGUUUGUUUACAAUUUGAUAAGUACUGGAGAGAGGGUUAUGGUUCGAACCAUGAGGAAAGUUCUAAGGGAGACAUCUGGUGGAAGAGAUGCAGAACGUGUUCCCCUGAAGUUGGAAAUAAAAGUCGAGGUGAUAGAUUAUGACAAAGAAGGAUCAGUCUUGCGACUAAGGGGGAAGAACACCUUGGAGAAUGAACAUGUUAAGAUAGGGGCAUUCCAUACUUUAGAACUUGAGCUUCAUCGACCUUUCGUAUUAACAAAGGGCUAUGCCAUGUGCAGAUAUUUGUGGCUAGUCAAGAGAUGUCCCUCUGUUCUGGGCAGGCUACAACUGGAUUAG
Molecule: messenger RNA, 467 nt
Organism: Hibiscus syriacus
Lineage: Eukaryota; Viridiplantae; Streptophyta; Magnoliopsida; Malvales; Malvaceae
Product: protein PELOTA 1-like
Exons: 7
Coding region: 54-467 (137 amino acids)
Biological process (GO): RNA surveillance; nuclear-transcribed mRNA catabolic process, non-stop decay; nuclear-transcribed mRNA catabolic process, no-go decay
Cellular component (GO): cytoplasm
Source: RefSeq, a predicted model, not a curated record